GUUUAUCUUUAAGGAGGAUAGAGAAAUAAGAAAUGAGUCUCACGUUGCAUGGGUGACAUCACUGGCUUUUGGCUCAGCGCUCUGUAUGCUCGGUCUGUAGGCUUCGGCCAAGGCUGCAGGGCUCGGUGUUUGAACAAGGAAACAUUCCCAGGUGUACAGAAGAUUGGAUUUGCCAUUAUUUGGGUUAAAAACGGUGAAAUGAGAUUUCUAAAGCUUGGGGACUCCAGCUCGCCUUCUGUUGCACUUGAUCUCUACAAGAUGGGUGAGUUAUUCCCAUUAAAGAGAAAGGGAGUGAAAAUUUAAGGAGAGAAAAAAAAAAUGUCUGAAUAUAUAACUACCGAUGCCGGGGAUACGAUCCGUACGAAGCUGCUGAGCUAAAGAACCUCAGCUCCGACGAGGAGAUCGGGCCAUAUGGCAGAGAAAUGGUGCAGCCCUAAAGCUGUUGACAACAGUUAGGGGCUGCUCUCCUCUCCCCGUGUGAGGUGUGUGGCUCCCCCCCACCUCCGCCCCUCCGCCCCGGUUUGUUUUGGUUCGGUUUCCCCCGACCUCCCUCCUCCCUCCUUCCCCUCCCCGUUCCUCAGCAUCCUCUCCGCCAGCCGUAGCCCUGCCUGCCUUCAUCUUGCAGAUGGCUAGCGUGCCGCCGUGUUAGGAAAACUGUGCACAACACAUCCCAGCGCCGGGCACGGAGGAAGCCUUGCAGCUGCCGGCGGAAGGGGGGGCAGCAGCGUGUCUGUGUGUGUGUGUGGAGGGAGGAAGGAAGGAAGGAUGCCGGGGCCCAGGGCAGCCCCCCGCGCUGCCUAGCGGGCCGGCGGCGGCUCCUGCCCGGCCCGGAGCCCGGGCUGCCCGCGAAGGGAAGGCAGAGCCGCGAUCGGCUGCCCGGAUGACAGCGCCGCCGACUAAAGCGGGAGAGUGAAUGGCAGGGCUGGCAGAGAGAAGCCGAGGUGUCUCCGAAGCCAGGAUGCCAGCGGCUGUCGGCGAAGGCUGCUGAGGGAGAGAGCCGAGCGUGCCCGCGUCCCCUGAGGCAGCCGGGCAGGGGAUGCUUUAACCACGAUCUCAAACAGCAGCAGCGGCGGCGGCAGCGACAACAACAACAGAUUGCUCCCCCCCUCCCGCUCCCUCCCUUUCGACCCCGCUUUAAACCCAAGCAAGUGACCGACCGUCCAGACGAUGAUGCUCUUGCUGAGCCGCUGACAAAGGAAAAGCGAGUCACCCAUUCCUGACACCGGGACAACUGGCUGCCUGCGAGUGGGAGAUGUCAGGCUGUUGAACUUUUCUGUCCUGUGAUGAUGCUGUAGUGAUCUGAAGCCAUCUCUUCUGGGUUUCUGAGCGGGCCAGAUUGAACGAGAUUAAUGGACUGAUCAGCCAUCGGGUCUCUUCAGGGGCAUUCAUCCCUUCAGCCCCUGCCACUGGGGUGCUCGUGGUGAAGGGCUGUGUUUCUCCUCACCAGCUCUCCUCUGCAGAGGAGAAGAGGCAGAUGAGACUCCAAGACUGCCUCCAGGGCAGAACUUUGUAGUGGUCUCAGCAUCCCUCUGCAGCGUGGAUGUGAGCCACGGGAGUUGGGGAUGUUUGAGGCGGUCUGUGCCAAGUGACACCCAGCAGCUGCUCCGCUGGUUUUUGUGUGCUCUCACCCCCAGUGGCUUUGCCUGUUGUGAAGAUGUCCAUGGUGUUUCUGUGAAGCUGAGGCAUGGCUGCUGGAAGGUUACUGCUCUAUGCUGGCCUCUCUUUAGCUCUGUGUGCCCUUGGCAUGCUGGCUGUGGCGAUUUGCUCUGACCAUUGGUACGAAACUGAUGCCAGGAAGCACAGAGAGAGGUGCAAGAGCAUCACUACUAAGAGAAAUGAUCCUGGCUUCAUUUAUAACUCCAACAACAACCUGCCUCUCAGGGCCAGCAGGUCUAGGUUGGACCGCUGGGAAGGGAAACUCCUCUUGGCAAGGAACAGGAGGCAGAUCUUUGCUAUGAGCGCUGUCGACGAGUGCAACAGACAGUACAACUCCACCAACAUGGGGCUCUGGAGGAAAUGCCACCGACAGGGGUUCGACCAGGAGCUGGAGGAGCUGAUUGCCAAAGGAGCAAUUGAGCGGUGCUCGUACAUCAAGUACCACUACUCCUCAGCCACCAUCCCCAAGAACCUUACGUACAACAUCACCAAGACAAUCCGCCAGGAUGAGUGGCACGCCUUGCAUCUGCGCAGGAUGACCGCUGGUUUCAUGGGCAUGGCCGUGGCCAUCAUCCUCUUUGGGUGGAUUAUCGGUGUCCUGGGGUGCUGUUGGGACCGAGGCCUUAUGCAGUAUGUGGCAGGGCUUCUCUUCCUCAUGGGAGGAACCUUCUGCAUCAUUUCACUGUGCACGUGCGUGGCUGGAAUCAACUUUGAGCUGUCCCGCUACCCGCGCUACCUGUACGGACUGCCCGACGACAUCAGCCACGGCUACGGCUGGUCCAUGUUCUGUGCGUGGGGGGGCCUGGGCCUCACUCUCAUCUCUGGCUUCUUCUGCACUCUGGCCCCUUCUGUCCAGCCUGUCCCCAGGACCAACUGCCCCAAAUCUAGACCUGAGAACGGGACAGUGUGCUAAAACAAAUAGCAAACAAAUACACACACACACAAAGACAUAUAUAUAUAUAUAUGCCUAGGUAUGCCUAUACAUGCAUAUAUAUGUAUAUAUAAUUAUAUAUAUAUAAAAUCUCAAAUUAAUGCCAGUGCCAAGGUAGAGCUGAGUCCAACAUGGCACUCACAUCUCCACUGGACUCUGUGUUGCUUCAUUCUUUCUCACAGUGAUGGGAAAGCUUUUCUCUCACAUGGCUCUUCCAUCCAACUCUUAACUUCAGCAUCAUACCUUAGAGGUCAAAUGAACCUACCGUUGCACCUACCUACUGCCAUUUGGGAGGGGGAACAGGGGAUCCAUGUGGGCAAUCUGGAAGCAGAAUCUGUACAGGACAUGGUGGGGUCAGAGGCGUGGGGGGGGAUGACACAAAAAGUGGGUCCAUUGCAGCCAGAAGGGAAAAUGUAAACAGCAAGCAAAUGAAGCAUUUGAGCCACUUCAACAACAUACCUCCUCAAGGCCAUUAUCAGAAACCCACCUACGUUCUUUUUCAUUUUUAAAACAAAAUGACAGAAAUUGUGUCAUUGGUUUUGGGGUUUUGUUGGGUUUUUUUUUCCUUAAAACACAGAAAACAAAAUGGACAGAAUGUGUGAGGAAAAGUAGAAAAGCAUUUUCUCUUUGCCUGCCAAACUUUAGAGAGAAGCAAACAAGUGAAAAUACUACUGAUAAUAAUUAAUAAUAAUAAACAUCCAAGAAAAUAAAACCAGAAAACAAUAAAAAUCUCCAAGAGGACAUUUCAGCGGACUUUCCAACAAUGCGGUUUUAAUCUUCCAGCUGCCUUACAUCCAGGCUUACAACUGAGGCUGAACUGCUAAUGUAAAUGCAGCAGAAGGCCUUUUGAAAAUGCUGUGAUACAUGUGUGUAUAACUUUUUCUUCCCUCUUACUUUAUUUAUUUUUUUUUAACAAAAAGAAAAAUUUAAAACAUUGCAAUGUGAUUGUCCACCAAACCAUCCAUGCUGUGUUUGUGGCCCAACACUGAGGCACCCAGCGGCAGAAGCGUGAGGAAAGCUCAGGUCUGAGACAGCGUGUCUUCUCUGGUGGAUUUCAGCAGAUUUUUUUUUUCAUGGAGCUUCUGAGAGUUCAGGAUGGUGGAUCCAGGGGAAGACUGACCAAGGAGAAGGGAGGUGGGGGAAGGCCUGGUAGCUGUUCUUCCCAGGGAUUUGAUGGAAUGGGAUUUCAUCAAGUUUCCGGUUUGGAUGUUUGAGACAACUGAGCAAAAGCCAUUGUGGAGGAGGAAAAGGGAGCUAAUUUCUGUAGAAGAGAAGUAAGAGAUGCCUCUCAUUGUGUUCAUGUAUGCCAAAUAAGACCUUCCCACAUCUUGUCUUUGGAAACUGCCCCAAUUCAAUGGACAUCUCCUCUCUCCAUCUGGGAGGACUGUGUACAGAUGGAUGUGAAAGGGUCAGAUGCAGAGAACAGAGAUCCAUUUCCCAUGAGCUUAAGCAUUGUAUGAUAUAACUGUGAAUCUGCAAAUGGAACUCUCUCUCUUUUUUUGGUCUUUCUCUUUUUCCUGCUACUACUCUUCCUAUUGUCUCCUUUUUCCUUCCCUCUGCUCUUCCCGUUGUUCAGGUCAUAGGUCCCAGAAGAGCUAAACAACAGCUAAGUCUGGAGAGGUGGGUGAAGCCAUUAGAGGAAGAAAAGCAUUUUGGCUGUGAGGACAGUGGGUCAUUGCAGGGUACCAGUGGCUGAGGGCAAGGUAGGGAAGAAGGGCCAAGGGUGUAGCCAAAGGGACUCUGAAGAACGAUGACUGAAUUGCCAUGUGCAAAAGUGAGGGCACCACUGACAAAUGUGCAGGCAAAGGGAGACAGGGCAAAGAAAAAGUCUCCCCAAAACCAAUCCAACCCAACAUGCUCUUAAUUCAGGGAUAGUACCAGCAAUCCUUUCUUACCUGAUAGCUGCAUGAUAAGAGUCCUCAGUAGUCAAUAAAAAGUAAUCCUCUCCAUCUAAAAUAUCUCACCAGGAGAAGGAGCCUGUGCCUGCUGCACAGAAAUGCAGACUUUAAUUUCCAGGUCAUGCCAUUUACACAGCUGGCAAGAAACAGUAUUGCUUGGUUCAAAAAUAUCCAGCUAACAAAUAAUUCUUGCACAUAUAGUUGAAUUACAGUGCUCAAAGAAACAAAGUUUCUGGAGGACAUGUUGGAAUAGACUAGAUUUGGGUUCCUUCCAUUCUUGCUCAACUACCUAGCUUUUGUUUUCUGUUGUCGACAGAUUCCCCAAACAUGCCAAUACCAGCUGCUAAGUCAGUGUGUUUCCACUGAAGUGCCAUCCCUGUCAACUGAAGUUUCACAAUUUCAUUUUACAUUAGAUGUGACCAGAGAAAUUACUUAUUUAUUCAAGUUGAAAAUACAAGCCUUUUGGAAAAAACUUCCUUUUUAAGCAGAUUGCUUUAUUUAUUUUUUUCUGGGAAGGUUUUCAAAUAGAGUGGUUUUGAAAAGUUUUGAAAUCAUUAGACUGUGCAAGUGCCUACUUGGUAAGGAGGUUGAUGAAUUACCAUUGAAUAGAAGAAGGAAAUUUAAAACAAAAAUAGCCUUGAAGAGCUAAAUGAAGGCUGAAUGCAGAAAACCAAUAACUGGAAACCCAAAAAAACCUAUUAAAAAUUUGUUCAUUUCUUCAAAGCAUGAAAAAAUUUGGAAAAAAACCCAACUUAUUGGUAAGAAAUUAUACAGCUGAUUAAUUAAAACAGCUUUGAAUGCAAACUUUCUUCCUCCUCUGCAGUGCUGACUGUGAUAGGAAAGGUGUUUCGUGUAAAUACAGAUAUCUGGAGUGACACAGGUAAGCCAGAGUCACAGAGGUCCCUCUCUGGAGUCUACCAUCAAGCCCUGUGGCAGGCAGAGCAGUACAGCAGCUCCUGUGAUGAUGUAUCCUUGUGUGCUUCUUGAGUGUUCACAGGGUGAAUUCUACAGAUACAGUUUUGAAAGAGGUACAGCAGUAAGAUUUAAAGAAAUUGAAGUAAUUUUGCUGUUUAAUGGAUUUUCAAAGGUUUCCUUUUCUUCUGCAGCUGGCUUAAAACCAGUUUUGCCUUGAUGAAGUAUUCUCUGAUGGUGUUGGUUUACAAGCUGUAUAUAAGCCUCUGUGUCUGUCUGUGUGUGACCGUGGGUUAUGGUUAUUUUAUUAACAACAGAAAAGUGUUGACCCUGAACCUUUGGGCCAGUUUUGUGAUUUUCCACUUGCUCUAGCAUAAGUGUCUGUAAGGCCUGUGUGGCUGUGAAGCAUCUUAAAAUCUAUGGGAAUGUCUGAAGCAGCAGGUGAUCAUGUCACUUUAAUCUCCAGUUGGAUCCCCAAAAGAACCAUUUGGCCAAACACCAGAUCUCUCAUCACUGCUUUAAGUAAGGGCAGAACCCAUUUGGGAGAUUGUGAAUUUCCCCUCUGUGCUUCUCAAAGACCUGGCAGGAGUCCUGUGUGCUUCCACACCCCUGGAUGGGGGUCACAGCCCCACAAUGCCUUCUGAGUGCUCAGACUUGUCUUUAAUACAUCCAGAUGUAAAUUUCUGAAGGUUAAUGUUUCCAUCUCUCCUGAGCUGAAGCACAUGGACAGCUACUCUGAGUUUCUGCAUUUUGGGGGAGGCUUUGAAGUAUCUUUCUGAACAGAGAUUGAAGCUUUUUGAUUAGUGUGUUGUUUCUCAGUUGGAGGAGCAGCUAAUUAGAAAUCUGUUAUCAGUGAUCCCAGCAUUAAGGGGCUUGACCCUGUCCCUCAGAUCUGCUCUGGCCAAGUGCCUAAGCAUGUGCUUUACUUGGAGCAUGUGUCUAAUCCCCUUACAUUUGGUUGACUAUUCAUACUCCUAAAGUCCAGAAUGUGCUUUCUUGGAUGACAUUCAGUUUCCUGCAGAGUCCAGCCCAUGUUUUUCUUUUCCCAUCCUUCCCCUGUAGCUAAGGUGACACUCUGUCCUAGCCUGAGCAAGCAGUAUGUUCCUGGUCUCCCUUUCUAUGAGGUGGAAAUGCAGGAUCCAGAUUUAGCAGGCUCUUUGCCACACGUAGCCUUUCAUGUUGCACCUCUGGGACAGCACAUCUCUGUGUUCCAGAGACCACAGAGCCACUGGAGUGCAGUGAGCACAGCUACCCUAAAAUGCCCAUCCUAAGGAUGCAGGAUGAAUUGGCUCAGCACACAGUGAUCUGCAGGCUGAGGUUCUGUGUGUAGUGGCUCAGUUGUGUUGCCCUGUGACCAUAAGGAGUCAGCUCAGGGGUUCUGCUGUCUGUCCCUGCUGGGACACUGCACACCUGAAGGGACUAUGUGGCAGGAGCACAGGUGCCCUGUACCCUAUGUCCUAUAGGAUAGGUGUCCUAUAGGACACCUCCUUCUUCAAGCUAAAGCUGUCUGUGUAUUAAAUUUCCUAACCUGUAUUAACUGCCUGUAUAUAUCAUAAAUCCCUUCUUCCUCUCUGCAAACACACAACUGAUCUUUCCUCAUCUAAACAGUACAGUCCCUCCAGUUCUUUUUCUAGUUUUUUUUUUAUUUCUACCCCAGGGACAGUCACAAGUGGAUCAAAAACCACCAGACCAGAGCAGUACUUCAUCUUUGAAAUACUGCUUUUGAAAAAUUGUCGUUACUUUUUAAAAUGUUAUUCCAGCUGCAAUAACAAAUUAAAUAAGUGAAAAAAGCAUCCUCAGAGUCCUCUAAACAGAGGAUCCUUAUCCUCCCAGGAGUGAAUUGUGAGAGUGCAGGUAUUCUGCUUUCCUGUGGAUGCAAGUCAUUUGGGACCUUUUUUAGCUAUGGCACAUUAGCUGUGUAUUCAAUGGAUGGUGAAAAAAGUGAAGUUGGGUGAAGGAGGGGAUUGAUGUGCAAGGGCUAUUUCAGCUUCCCAAGCAUUCCUGGAAGACUGUGUCUCCAUGGCUGUCCAUUUACCCACCAUGCAACGCCUCUGCAUCAGGCUCAUCCCUGGAGCCCCACUGAUAAGCAGAGCUCAGAAGAAAAUCACUGUAAUCUGUCCUUAAUUCCUGAGCACCAUGCUAACUGCCAGCAGUGAAAUGGAGGGAAAAUAAUAUGUUACCAAGUAUAGCUUAAAUAAAGACAUGCAUUAUUUGGCCUCUUUCUUCUCUGUGUCUCUACAUAGGCCUAGAAGGGCUACAGGAGUGGUCAGGCACAUUCACAUGAACCACCACUGCAUUUUUUUGCCCCCAGGUUUCCUACUCCUACUCCUUCCUGGUCCAAACCACUGUGCUCAUCCAGCCAGCAAGGGAAGACUCAAGGUGAAAAACUGAGACAGCUCUGAAUGAUUGCCAGGUACCAACAACAGACAAAAAGUGCACAGGAAAAGCAAACAGCAUGUAAAUAUUAGUGAGAGAUGAAUUUCCAAGGUCAGGAAAUGAAGUUCAAAAAAGCCUAAAGUUUGAUUGCUAACUCCAGGCCAGAUCCAUAAAAUCUUGAUUCUGCCAGUCUGAGGUGAAAACUCAAAAACCAGGGCUUAGCUCAAAAGUUAUAGUCCACUGUUUCCAGUCAUAGCCAGAAAUAUAAUGCAACUAUUCCAUAGUCUGUUGAGGUUCAUGGAAAGCUCAGAUGCCUUAGAAAAUAUUUUAGUGCUGUCUUGGUUAACACCAAACCAUGAGAAGUGUGCUUACACACCCACAAUAUCUAUUCCUUGGCUUUAGAAAGAAAGUCAUCAGAUGCUACCUCCUCUCCCUCCCUGCCCAGUUCAACUUAGGGCUUCCAUCCUGUAAGCCCCAUUAAUACCCCACUCAUGCAGCCUUCUUCAGAGCCAUAAUUAUUAAUUGCAACAUUUUGGCAACAAGUGCUGCUGGUGCCAAAGGGCUCUGACAAGCUUCAUGUUGACAUCAGUUGGAGAACUGUAGCCUGAUACAGUGCUGUCAAUUUAAUUGCAGUAGGCUUUGCACAAGUUUAGGAUUUAACUUGAGAAAGAGUCUGGACAACUGCCUCAAUAUAGGUCACAAGAGGGAAAUUAAAUUCUGGUCACCUCCUGUAAAACAUUCCAGAAUCACAGAUCAAUUGUCCUUCCCUUGUUCAGGGAAGACUUUCAAUGAAAAUAUCAGUCUCAGAUAGGUUAUCUCCAGGGGAAAGUGGGAGACUGAAAAAAGGGAGACCCAACAGCAGUUGCUUCAAAAUUGGUAGAAUUCUGUGAGGGUAAUCCAAUGUUACCCUCAGCAUCAGCAGCAGGAAUUGUCAUUCCUUUCUAGGAUUGCACUUUUAUAUUCUUCCUUUGCUGAUUAACACUCCUGCACAGUGGCAAAAAGUGACUUCCAAAGUAAACAUGGGCACCCUCACUCCCUUCUUUCCUUAAACACACACACGUGCAUAUCCCACAUGAUGUGGAUGCCAGGAACCUGUAAAAGUGUCUUAUAGAGAGAGAAAAUACAUAGGAAAAUGCAGCAUAAUUGGUCUCUGUUCUUUUAUACUUAACUCAUGAGCUGCAAUGCAAUUCAGAUGCCAUCUGUGUCCCUGUUAGGUUGUGCAUGCAGAUCACAUACAAAAUCUCUGCUGGAGAUGCAUGAGGAAGCACAAGACAACUGGGAUAAAUCUGGUAUUUUCCAUCAAAAAGUAUUUGGAUAUUUAAGGAAGAGAUGCCAAUGUAUCCCCUCCAAACCAGAAAUGUUUAUGAUCCCCUAGUGAAACAACAAUCUCAGGACACUCCUGAGCCUGCAGAGGGCUUGAGCAGGCUGCUGGCAGCAUCAAGGCUCUGGUUAAAGCUCUGGCCACAGCAGGGAGCUUCACAUCCCGUGGGUCUGAGCCCCACCUGUGGCAGCAGGACACAGGAAUAGCUCUGCAAAGGCAGUUCCUUCAAGGGGCCUUGUUACUUGCCAGCAGGUCAGAAGUACUCAAGCAGCAACAGCAAUUCUGCAGUGGGUGAGAUAAAGAGUAAAGCCUUCAAAAACCUGGGAGUUUUGCCCCAGUUUCAAAAUUAUGUAGACUCCAAGGACUGUGAAUCAGUCAUGGCUCCGUCUCCUGGGGCCAGAUACACAAAACAGCUUCAGCAUUCAAUUCCUCUUUAGACAGUGAAUAAAGCACUAAAUGCUUUUGGUGCCUAAUAUUUUUUUUAAAUUUAUACGGUCCUAAUUUGCUUAAGCUCUCAUGAUGUUUUAUCUCAAGAAGAGUUUUCUUCUGGCUGUAAAGCAUAAGGCUGUAUUUUUUUUACAAAUAGUUAUUCAUUAACAAUAUAGAUCAUAAGAAAAAGGUUUGAGUAAUCAGAACAACAAAAGUGCAGGCUUAGACUAUUCAGUUAGAAUGUACUGAAUUAUUUAUAACUCCUGGGCACCAACAGCAAUCACAGAUAUCUAAUUUAAACUGUUACUAUUUUUACUUGGCAAUUUCCAUCACUUAGAGUGUUUAUAUCUAUGUAUUUGCAGUUUGAUCUUUGCAGAACAAAAUUUCCCCUACUUACACAGAAAAGCAUAUUUGGGAACUUUGAAGGUACUUUCCUGCAGUAACUUUAAUUAUUUUAAAGCAUUUUGAGGCUUAGUAAGAUAGACUUUACAACUUUCAAAACUCUAAACUGUAUCUAAAAUGGGCUUGAAUUUUCAGUUCUUUCUCUAGUUAAAUUCUCUUUGAUUACAGGUCAUUGGGAUCAAGGAGAAAUUUGUUUCAUUAGUAGAUGUAAGACUGGGUCCUAUUUAUGUAUAUAUGUGAUGAGGGGACUUAGGUAAGGGGGCUGCACUUCAAUGUCAGCCUACUUAAGGAUCUUUUGCAUAGAUGUAGGAAAUGUCACUGCUAAGUCACUCCAACUUUCUACCAAUCUCUUUUUGUAAAAAACAACCAUUAUACUUGUGUGUGGCUGGAAUAAAGCAUUAUUAAAUCUAGUCCAUAGGUUGACACACACAUGCUUGUAAAUAUGUGUAUAUUUGUAUAUAUAUUUGUAAAUUUAUGAAAAAUGUCCGUAUCUUCAUGAUUGCCUGAAAUGACCUGAGGUUGAUGUACAGAAUUUCAGGCAAAGGACUGUUUCUUUUUUCACAAUCCUCUCAUAUCUCAGAUUUAAACCAAAACAAACUAAAAAGUACCAUUUCCCAGGAAAAUCCUCAUUUUACCAUUGCACCAGUUAAGGAGGGGUACCACACUAGUCAGCAGCACACACAUCUACACAUGUACAUCCAGUCAAAGGACUGGGUCUCAAGGGCUUUUUUAAGAAAAGGAAUGGACUGAAAAAGCAAUGGUAGAAGUUCUGUUCAGCAUUAGCUCUCUCAAUUGGCUCUCUUGUCCUUUAUUAGGAGGCCCUUUGUACAGAUGCUGUUCCUCUCCUUAGGUGUACAUUUGGGAGGAGCCUUUGUGUGUGACACUGAGCCACUGAAAGGCCAGGACUUUCUGACCUGCUUUUGUCCCCAUCAACCUUAGAUACUUCACUGAGUUCAUGAUGUUAACGGGCUCAUCUCCCCUGGCUUCUUGUACAGGUAGUAAAGAGAGACAGUUGUUUACAGGUAGUGACCUAGCAAAACUGACAUCUAAGCUUUAGGAGCUCCUUCUUUCUUCAUGCAAUGACCACUCACCUAUCUUGAGUGACCCCAAGAUCUUAAAAGCUAUUAAAUCCUGGUGAGGAGAAUCAGGUACCUAGUGCAGGGGAGCAUCCGUAUGGAGAUCAGCUGUGUCUGUGUGCUUCUGGUGCAUGGCUCAUCUGUAAAACACAGGUUUGAACUGUGAAAGCCUGUUGGAACAAAAGGAGGUGUUCACAACAGCCUUCCCCUCCCAAACUGCGACAUGACUGCAAAGGACAGGGCUUGUCCAAACCCCGGGAAAUAGCAUUUGAGGUGAGUGCCUUGUGGUGGCCUCCAGGCACAGAUGAAUGGGCAGUCCCAGUGCUGGAGGUCAGAGGUCUUUGAGCUGAACUCUUCACCUUUCUCUGCCAGUCCUGGGCAUUGCUGAAGCAAUGCAAAGAGUGAAAUUACAUCUUAAAUAUUUGAACAGCUGAGCUGUUCAAAGGUUACUUUUCUUGCUUUAUUCCCAAACUGCCCUGAAAAAGUCAUCUAGCUGGUAGUGAUAAUCACAAACUUCUCCUCCAAGAUACAGUCUGGGUAGUUUCAUAUUAUUUUUUUUCAAUGUUAAUAACUGCUUUACAAACAGCUUACAUGGAGAUUAAAGAGAUUGCAAUUUCAUCCCUUAUUGUUGGGAUUAUAGUUGUCCUCAGAAAAACCAAACCGAGGACUCAACAAGAGGAUGAACUGUGGCUGCAUAAUUCAGAAAGCUGCUCUGACAAGGCUGAACUACAUCUCCAUCUCAUGGUGAGAGUCUCUCAGAGCCAAAAUUUGGAAUUACAUAUUGACAACAAGUCUAUCUAGAAGGACCAGCAAUUUAACCUAGUAUUAGAACUCUGGAACUCUUGUAUAGCCCCAUGUAUUACCUGAAUAAAACAAACACAGUCAGAGGAGUGGGAAAAUUAAACUGAUUUCUGAAAACUCUAAGGCUAAGUGAGCUUUGGGUCUUGUGCCAAUGUAUGGUCACUACUAUUUGUUUCUACAGCUAAAUUUAAGUCAGUGACUUGACAAUCUUCACCCAUCUCUAAGAACUUUAUUUUUAAAAAUACCGUUAAGGUUUUGACAAGAGGGAUUUCAGGGAACUGUAAAAUGAAGAUUCAAUACUGUGUACUAGUACUUAAGGAAAGACUUUAGUUAGAAAGUGGAAGAUAAAGCUGAGUUCCAGGGAUGAAAUAUUAUUUUUCAGCAUGGUACUACCUUGCCCAAACUGUAGUGUAUCAUCCUAACAUUCUUCUCCUGUUCUCCAUUUCCCUUUUCUGAGGAGUAAGAUAUAUAUCUCUGUCUCCCUCCCUUCCUUUUCCUCUCUGUGUGUGAGAAUACAGACAUGCUUCCUGUAGAGACAUUUUUCUCUAAAUUUCAUUCCAUACCAGCUCUUGCAUAUGUGAAUGUUUUGUUAUUUAAGAUGUCUGUGAAAAAGAAAUAAAGGCUUUAAGAGUGAACUCUAGAAAAGAGGAGGAGCUUGAGAAUAUAUCAAAUUUAAGGAUGCAGCACCAUUUUCUGCAAGAUUUUUCAGAAUAUUCCUAAAUUCUCAUCAUCACUCUCCUGCCCUCCCUCUCUGUGAGAGGGAUGAGAAAGGUACUGGGAUGUGGGACUCUCAAAGGUUGCUUUUUAAACUGUUGGCUCACUGUGUCCCACAAGGAUUUUGCAGAGUUUUAGCGUCAAAGAAAAUCUCCUUUUAAAAGGUGAUAAAGCCAAUGCACAACAUCACGUGGGAGGAGGUUGUAAGGGGUGACUCCAUACCAGUUUAUCUUUGUUUCCCAUUCUUUACAACUGUCCUGCUUGCCCAGCCAUGCACAUUCUCCUCCCUGCUGGGUUCACUUUGCCAAGGUGUGGCUUGCCAAUAGGGGCCUGCCUGACCUCUCACCCCCAUGAUGCACUUGGAUAACUUUCCACUUUCUCUCAAAAAAACCUGUCUCAGCUCCUAAUGAAAGCCAUAACCACUCCUGUGACCCUGCCACAGGGAGUGAAUGCCCAGGCUCCAUGGCACAGAGCAAUGCCUGGCACCAGGGCGAUCCUGGGGGUAAGGAAGGAGAAUGGGUGGAGCUCUCAGGCCAUCAGAGCUCCAGUGUCACCUUCUCCUGCAAGUUCCCCUGCUCCUCAUGAACCUCUCGGCCAGUUCAGCACGUGGGUCUCACUCUCCUUCUCCCACUUGUGCCCAUGGGAAUUGUGUGUGGAUGUGCAAACACUCCUGUGUGAGGGCACGAGUGUUGGGUACAAGGGGCAGGGAGUAACCAGACACAGUGGACUCCCCACCAUCCCCUGUAGGUGCAUCUCAUGAAGAUAUUUGCCUUUCAGGAUUCCUUCUGCUCCAAGUAAUAUCCAGCCUAACCAUAUGCUACCACAAAGUUUUUGGAGGGUUUCCCUUUCUUGACUUUCUCAUUGGUCCAUUGGUCCUUUUUUUCCUUACGAUUUUUUUUCUUGCUCAGAAGAAAUGAAGCAAUUCCCAUAAUCAUCUUUUGAUGAUAAUAAAAGUUGCAGUCAACAUUGUUUCUAAUUGACAGUUUGGGAGGCUUAAGAUAAUAAUUCACUUAAAUGCCUGCAAAUUGAAGCAUGUCAGCACUUUCCUAGGACAUUCCCAAGUAAAAUAAUAUGACUGGUACAAGACAUUUGUCAUGAGGGUACAUCUUGGCCAGCUGUUUAUGUUUCCUCUAAGUGCAGUACACACACAUCAAAGCUGGAUUAAGAAAGACCUAGAAUGCCACAAUACUCAGGCAUAUUUAGAGAAAUGCAGCAAUACAUCACAUUUAUCUGGCAUAUUUUCUCUAUAGAAAAUUUUACAAGUAUGAGUCCCAUCCGACCUGUCUGAGGCAGGUAGGUAUUAUAGCCAUUUUGGAGAUGGGAAGCCAAAAGCCUGGGAAAAGACCUUCUAUUUAGUGGUUUGAUGCCCCCUCACAAGUUCUACCAGCUGCAGGGGGAGCCUUCUCUUUUCAGCGCUUUUGAAAAUCCAGACUGUAGCUGGGUUUACUCAAGUCUGCAGUGGCUGUAAAUGUGAAAGCCAGGAUUAGGACACUCAGGAUCCUGAUUUCUUCAGAGCACUGCUACAGAGCUUUGAUCCCACAAAGCACUUGCCUAAUUUCAAGCAUCAAUUUCCCAUUAAGAAUGCUAUUGCCAUGCUUAAAGCUAGGCACAUGCCUAAGUGCUUUGCUAGAUUGGGAAUUACAUUGAAAUAUAUAAAACUUCAACAUGUUUUGAAAAGUCUAAAACCAUGUCUAUUUUGAAUUAUGGUUUGGCCAUUGUAAAGGAUAUUUGGACUGUGUAUGCAGCUGCUCAACCAAGUGGGGAACUUUUUAGCCAAUACACACAGAGUUUUAUGACUUUUGGGUAGUAACAUCCAGUUUCAGAAGUAAUAGUGAGGGACAUGUCCUGUGAGGCUGGGACCUCUGUGCUGCUGUAAGAGGCAAAGUGGCUCCUGUGGCCAUCGGUGCUAACAACACAUCAACAACCACUGACUAUUUUGUUUGGUUGUUCUGGUGAGAUGUGAGUGUGGUGGCUAAUUUCACAAGUAAUGUGACAUCAAGUGUAUUGUACUUUUCCAUUUCUUCCUGUAAUCUGUUGCAGCAGAGGUGAACAGAAUUUGUUUAAACAUGAAACACCCCCAAAUUUCUUGUUCUGUUAUCCAAGGUGCUAAUCUGCAGACACACGGGUGUUUGUGUAUGUGCAUCAGUGUUUGCAGGACUGUGGCCCUGAAGGAACAUUUCAGUGGCAGGGUUGAGAUCAGGGAACUAAUAGGGAGAAUGAACAAACCCCUAUAACUUUGAAAGACAGGAGUUGCAGAAAGCGUCACAGGACUUUGCCGAAAACCUGGUUACAUCUUACAAUUUCCCUUUUGUUUUGAUUUGUUUUGGUUUUGGUUUUAUUCAGAUUGGCACAGAAUACUGUAUUUCCAUCGAUUAAAAUCUUGUCUGGUAACUAACUAAACAACUUGUUCAUGGAAAAUUAAAAAAAUAAAUAAGUAAACUGUCAGUUGUGGAAUGUAAACUGAUUAAACAAAUAAAAAAAAUCAUGUUGUGUGUUUUAA
Melospiza melodia melodia is the source of this 15016-nucleotide messenger RNA. It is a transcript of the gene TMEM178B, whose product is annotated as transmembrane protein 178B. The record is from RefSeq and is a predicted model, not a curated record. The transcript is spliced from 4 exons. NCBI's taxonomy places the organism in Eukaryota, Metazoa, Chordata, Aves, Passeriformes, Passerellidae. Gene Ontology annotation, cellular component: membrane. Bases 1685 to 2569 code for a protein of 294 amino acids.